CUUCUAGGAGGACCGCCUAACCGGCAGGUGGAGUUCUCUAUCGAUCUCAUUCCAGGAGCCGGUCCAGUAUCAAAAGCCUCAUAUCGUAUGGCGCCGAAGGAGUUGCAGGAGCUUAAGGCGCAGAUUCAGGAGUUACUACGACUCAGUUUCAUCCGACCGAGCGUGUCACCUUGGGGAGCACCCGUUCUCUUUGUCAAGAAGAAGGACGGAUCCAUGCGCAUGUGUAUCGACUACCAGGAUCUUAACCAAUUGACGAUCAAGAACAAGUAUCCGCUUCCCAGGAUCGACGACUUAUUUGAUCAGUUGAGGGGAGCCUGUGUGCUCUCAAAGAUUAAUUUACGAUCAGGCUACCACCAGCUGAAGAUUAAGGAGUCAGAUAUCGCUAAGACCGCUUUCAGGACUCGUUACGGCCAUUACGAGUUUGUCGUCAUGCCAUUCGGUCUCAGCAAUGCUCCAGCAGUUUUCAUGGACCUGAUGAACCGUAUCUUCCAUCCCUACCUCGAUCAUUUUGUUAUUGUCUUUAUUGACGAUAUUCUCAUCUACUCGAAGAGCCAGAAGGAGCACGAGGAACAUCUGAGGGUGGUUCUCAAAACCCUUAGACGAAAAAAGUUGUUUGCAAAAUUCUUCAAAUGCGAGUUCUGGCUCCAGCGAGUAGCCUUUCUGGGUCAUGUGAUUACUCAGGCAGGUAUCGAGGUGGAUCCUUCCAAGGUCUCAGCUGUUCAGAACUGGUCGACACCGAGGAGUCCGUUCGAGGUUUGCAGUUUUCUCGGUCUAGCUGGUUACUAUCGCAGGUUUAUCGAGGGCUUUUACAAGAUUGCCCUCCCUCUAUCCCAGCUGACGAGGAAGUCUGUGAGGUUCGAGUGGACUGAUCGUUGUGAGGCGAGCUUUCAAGAGCUCAAGAGGAGAUUAACUUCAGCACCGGUGUUGACUAUUCCCGAUCCUUCUCGGAGUUUCACCAUCUUUAGCGAUGCUUCGAGACAGGGCUUGGGAUGCGUCCUUAUGCAGGAUGGCCAGGUCGUCGCGUAUGCUUCACGUCAGCUUAAGCCGCAUGAGCAGAACUAUCCGACGCACGACUUGGAGUUAGCAGCAGUCGUUCAUGCUCUCAAGAUUUGGCGACAUUAUCUUUACGGCGGUCAUUGUGAGAUUUUCACAGAUCAUAAGAGCUUGCAGUAUAUUUUUACUCAGAAGGAGCUCAACAUGAGACAGCGUUGUUGGCUCGAGCUCGUCAAGGAUUACGAUUGCUCGAUUCAGUAUCAUCCGGGAAAGGCGAACGUCGUUGCGGAUGCCCUAAGCCGAAAGGUGAGGGGUGACUUGACGUACGUCGUUACUCAGCAGAGUCCAUUGAUUCAGGAGUUUGCCCGGAUGCACCUUCAGGCGAUCGAUGCACUUCCCACAGCCGUUUCGGGGAGUGUCAGUGCCAGUGUCAGUGCCGAUGGUGCCCUAGAGUUCAGAGGCAGGAUCGUGGUCCCGAAAGUCGAGGCGUUGCGGAAGGAGAUUUUAUCAGAGGCUCAUACCGUACCCUAUCUAGCACAUCCCGGGAGCACGAAGAUGUAUCACGAUCUGAAAGGGUCAUUCUGGUGGCGAGGAAUGAAGAAAGACGUCGCCGAGUUCGUCAGGAGAUGUUUUACCUGUCAGCAAGUCAAAGCCGAACAUCAGAGUCCGAUCGGCCUCCUGCAACCACUACCGAUUCCGAGGUGGAAGUGGGAGGAAGUCACGAUGGAUUUCGUUACGGGAUUACCGAGGUCGUCUGAACAUCACAAUGCUAUCUGGGUCGUGGUUGACAGACUGACUAAGGUCGCUCAUUUCUUACCCGUUUCGAUGAAGAUGUCUUUGGGUAAGUUGGCUGAAAUUUAUACCUGUGGGAUCAUUCGAAUCCACGGAGUGCCCGUUACUAUCGUAUCAGACAGAGACCCUAGAUUCUUCGCGUAUAACAACAGCUAUCAUUCUUCUAUUCAGAUGGCUCCUUACGAGGCACUUUACGGUCGCAAGUGUCGUUCCCCUCUUUAUUGGGACGACGUCAGAGAGCGACGAGUACUCGAUCCCAAGUUGAUCGAGGAGACAGUAGAUCAGGUCGAGUUGAUCUGGCAGAGACUCAAGACAGCUCAGAGUCAACAGAAAUCUUCAGCCGAUCAUCAUCGACGAGAUAUGCAGUUCGAGGUUGGAGAGCCAACUUUUCUCAGAGUUCGUCCGAUUCACGGAGUCGUUCGAUUCGGAAAGAGAGGGAAGCUGCACCCUCGAUUCAUUGGCCCGUUCGAGGUUCUCGAACGAGUAGGCGAGAUCGCGUAUCGAUUAGCCCUACCUCCCGAGCUAUCAGGCAUUCAUAAUGUUUUUCACGCAUCUAUCUUGC
Messenger RNA from Striga hermonthica, 2347 nucleotides. The record is from the annotation of a GenBank genome assembly. NCBI's taxonomy places the organism in Eukaryota, Viridiplantae, Streptophyta, Magnoliopsida, Lamiales, Orobanchaceae.